Plodia interpunctella (Indianmeal moth) is the source of this 4160-nucleotide messenger RNA. RefSeq names its product Histidine decarboxylase (gene Hdc). Bases 149 to 2827 code for a protein of 892 amino acids. The transcript has 19 exons. Gene Ontology annotation, biological process: L-histidine catabolic process; histamine biosynthetic process. Gene Ontology annotation, cellular component: cytoplasm. The record is from RefSeq and is a predicted model, not a curated record. Gene Ontology annotation, molecular function: histidine decarboxylase activity; pyridoxal phosphate binding. NCBI's taxonomy places the organism in Eukaryota, Metazoa, Arthropoda, Insecta, Lepidoptera, Pyralidae.
AGCCAUACACUUCGCGAUUCAUCAGUCAGACUCGCCCCGUACGUAGUGUUCGUUAUUUAAAUUUUAAAAAGUUUUAACUGUGUAUUAGAAUUGUGUUUAUUGCCAGUACUUAGUAUCUUACAACGAACUCGAGGAGACCCGGGAAAAUAUGGAGCAUGAAGAAUUUCGCGUUAAAGCCAAAGAGAUGGUGGACUACAUAGCUGACUACCUAGAGAACAUCCGGGACAGACGCGUGUCUCCCAAUGUCCAGCCGGGCUACUUGCACAACAGGCUGCCAGCCGAGGCUCCGUACCUCCCGGAGAAGUGGGACGACAUCUUGAAGGACGUCGACGAUCAUAUCCUGCCUGGGCUUGUCCACUGGCAGAGCCCGCACAUGCACGCGUAUUUCCCGGCUCUGACGUCAUAUCCUUCCAUCAUGGGGGAGAUGCUGUCCAGCGCUCUCAACGUGCUCUGCUUUACUUGGGCCUCGUCGCCGGCCGGCACCGAACUGGAGACCAUCUCCAUGAACUGGCUCGGCAAGCUGCUGGGUCUCCCAGAAUGCUUCCUCAACGAGAAGAACGAUAGUUCGGGAGGCGGAGUCAUACAGACAACGGCCAGCGAGGCAACCCUGGUGAGCUUACUAGCUGCCCGCACCAGAGCCUUGAUCGAGCUAGCCAAGCUAAAUCCUGACCUGCAAUCGUCUGAACUGUUGGGCCAUCUGAUCUGCUAUUGCUCCGACCAGGCUCAUUCGUCUGUGGAGAAAGCUGGGCUUAUUGGUCUGGUGAGGAUGCGGUACAUCGAGACCGAUGAAAACCAGAGCAUGCGCGGGGACAAGCUGGAGGAAGCCAUACUCAGCGACAAGGCUAAAGGACUGGUUCCAUUUUGGGUGUGUGCAACCCUGGGCACGACUGGUUCUGUAGCCUUCGACAAUCUCCGUGAGAUCGGGGAAGUUUGUGAACGUCAUUCGGCGUGGCUGCACACAGACGCGGCGUAUGCUGGCAGCGCCUUUAUAUGUCCUGAGUUCAGGCACUGGUUAGAUGGCAUUGAACUGGUGGACUCCUUCGCUUUUAAUCCUUCGAAAUGGCUGAUGGUGAAUUUCGAUUGCACCGCUAUGUGGGUAAAAGACAGCACUGCGCUUCACAGGACAUUCAAUGUGAACCCCAUUUAUCUGAGACACGAGAAUUCAGGAAAAGCCAUUGAUUAUAUGAUUGGCUCUCAAAAAUCGGACGAGAAGAAAUUCGAAAUCAACACAGAUUUGAAGCAAACAAAAAGUGUCAAUAUCGAUAUAUCCAAAUUUAAUGGCAAAGUGACAUAUAUAAAUGGUGUAAAUGGAGAUAAACUAAGCGAUGAUGAAGGAAUAAUGAACAGCGAUGAUGGUAGUGAAGAUUUGUAUGCAGAAGCCAAUAAGAAGCUACAUGGAUAUGAUGAAAUAGCUCCUGGAUGCGGCAAAACAAUACAGCUGGAGAACCCUGAUAAGAAAGAGUUACUCCACUGGCAAAUUCCAUUGAGUCGUCGAUUCAGAGCUCUGAAGCUCUGGUUUGUUCUGAGAAACUACGGCGUCAGUGGCAUCCAGAAACAUAUUCGUGAGAGUGUUCGUCUUGCUCAGAAGUUCGAAGCGAUGGUGCAGGAUGACCCAAGAUUCGAAAUCCCACAAUCAAGAAACUUAGGGCUAGUAGCCUUCCGGCUGAAGGGUGACAAUGCACUGACUGAGCGUCUGCUGAAGCGUCUGAACGCACGCGGACACAUGCACGCGGUCCCUGCUUGCUUUAAGGGGAUAUACGUCAUCAGGUUCACCGUAACCUCUCCCAGGACCACCAACCAGGAUAUCUUGGAUGAUUGGAAAGAGAUACAGACGGUUGCCACGCAUAUCUUAAUGGAAAUGUUUGGUUCUGAGAAUGGUAACAUCACUGCGCCCAAGAAACCAAAGGUCUCUCUCAGACAGACCCGCGAUCUCAACGCCACCUUUGGCACCAGUCUGCUGCUGGCUAACAGUCCAAUGAGUCCUAAGAUAGUGAAUGGCACUCAUGUCGCAAUCUGUGACUAUGAGCAAGUCCUCACAUCGUGCGCUCAAACCUUCAUGCAGCUCAAGAUGGAACCUAAGGACAGCCCUGAGAUGCGCCGUCGCAUCCGUGGUAUCAAGAUGUGCGGCAAGAAGUUCUCUCUUGACUCAUGCAUGGACAUGGUUCAGGGUCUGAUGAUGGAACAGUUUCUCCCUCUUUGCUCCGAAGAGGAAUCCCAAGAGGCUUCUAAUGGUUCCAGUCCCUGCGACAGAUCAUCUCUUUCAUCAUCACCAGUGACAUCUAUCGGCACAAUCAAGCAAGAACACAACUCUGACUCAAACCAACUUCAAGUACCAGCUGCACCAUCUAGACAGUACCGUUCUAAAUCCGUUGACGUAUCCCUUUCUGGGUUAAGUCUUGACGAUGCAAAAAUUACCAUUGAUAUGAAGAAAAAUGAAAUAACCAUAACUCCAACUGGCUCAAAAGACAUAAAAGAAGUCGCUGAAUCUCAAAAACCUGUUCAAAUUAGUGAUAUAGAAGAAAAGUUGAACAUUGGAGAUAAAAUAACACAAGCGUUUGAAAAUUUCCAAGAUGGUUUACAAAUGUUGAGUGAGUAUAGACAAAACACCGAGGAAAAGGUUGAGAAAAAUGACGAUUGCGCAAAAUUAACUAUACGAGGGCCAGGCAGUUACAUUAAGAAGUUAAUUCAGCAAUUUAGUGAAGGUCCCUUCGAAAGUGAGGACGCUAAACCAGAAUCUGAAAGGGCUAUCUCGACGCAGUCAAUAAGAGAUAGGGCGGACGCCAUUUGCAAAAAGUGCUUGCAUUAUAAAGGUAAAAUUUCAAAAUAAUUUACUCGAUUUUUGUUUAUGGUUAUAAAGCUUUAGUGCUGCGUACUUCGGGGUUAGAUGACAAGGUCUGAAAAAUAUGUAUGCUCUAGAUAAAAUAGACGUGUCUGUGACCAUUGUGAUUAUUUAUAGACUGUACAAUACCGCUGAAUUAAAUUUGGUUAGAAAGGUUAGUUUUUCCCUGGUAUUUCUAAUUUCGCGAAUAGUCAUCAAAAUAUAAAAAAAUGUCAUCUACCAUAUUUCGUUUGUGUAUUAAUUAGUUACAUAGGUACGUUUUAAUAAUAUUUGUUAAGUAAGUAUAUAUUUAAAUUGGAGUGAAUAUGAAUAUUUUGAAUUCAAACUGCAGUAUAAUUACGCAUACUACAGUAUAGAAUAGGUGUGAUAAUAUCAAACUGUGAGCUAAUAUUUGUGAAAUUAUUGUUUUCAAAUUUUAUUGAUAUAUUAUUUUAAUUAUGGUAAUUGGUAUUAAUUACAGUACCUAUAGGUUUAAGAUUAUUGCAAUAUUAUGAAUAUAAACAUCAUAAAUUUUUAGAUCUAUUUCCAAUAAAACUUAGUAGUCUAAGUAUAGCGAGACAUAUAAAAGUAUAUAAUAUAAUAAUAUUGGCCCGUAUUUAUUUAAGAAAUUUUAAAAAUGUGUAUUUAGGCAAUAAUAGUUAAAGGAACGUUGUAACGAGUUAAUCACAGUAGAAAAUUAAAUUAAUAAAUAUAUAUCGUUAUAAGGACUUGUAAAUAAUAUGUUUGAUUGCACAAACAGUUUUUGUCUUUUUCAUAAUUAAAAAGUCAUUUUAUUGAUUUUAAAAUGAUAAUUCAAUUUAAUCCUUGUUACAGACUUAAUAAAUAAACUCAAACAAUUUAUAAUUAGCCAUUGUGUUAUUUCCAUAUUGUAUCAUAGUCAUGAUUAAAUAUAUGACGAAAGUCCCAAUAUAUUCUCAUUAUGUAUUAUAAUAUAUUUUAAUUACUGCUGUGCUAUAUCAAUAAAAUGAUGAGCGGUUAUAUUCUAAAUAUAUAUCGUUAUAUUACUAAUAGAAUUCUUUAGAGUUAUAUAUAACGAGUUAAUGUAAUUUUAUUAUGAUAAAAAUAUUCAUGAACCAAAGUAAUAUAUAUAUAUAUAUAUAUAUAUAUAUAUGUAUAUAUAUAUACAAACUGAACACAUGAUAUGUUUAUGAAUAAGAUUAUAGAAGUAGCCAAGUAUAAUCACAUUAGAAUUAUUCAAAAAUUAUUCUACAAAAAAAAAGUUACGUUAUAAAAUAAAAUGUAAUCUCUGAUAUUAUCUCAAUAUAUGUAUGAAGCAAACGCAGUGUCUUUGUUUUAUUUGCUAAGGACGGUGAAUCCUAAA